Molecule: messenger RNA, 770 nt
Organism: Oryzias melastigma (Indian medaka)
Lineage: Eukaryota; Metazoa; Chordata; Actinopteri; Beloniformes; Adrianichthyidae
Gene: urad
Product: ureidoimidazoline (2-oxo-4-hydroxy-4-carboxy-5-) decarboxylase
Exons: 2
Coding region: 93-617 (174 amino acids)
Biological process (GO): allantoin metabolic process
Molecular function (GO): carboxy-lyase activity
Source: RefSeq, a predicted model, not a curated record
UCUUGUUUUGUGUGUCCACCAGUGCGUUUACCUCUGUUGUCCAAAGUUCAUCCAAUCGUCCGAGCGCCUGACUACAGGCUUUACACAAAAAUAUGGACAUAGCUGCUGUAAAUCUUCUUCCUUAUGAAGAUUUUGUUAAUAUUUUCGGAAACGUGGUGGAAAAAUGUCCCAUAAUUCCUGCUGCUGUGUGGUCCAGGCGUCCUUUCGUGAGCGUAAAAGCUUUUGAAGCAGCUAUUAAUGAGUUCAUUGAUGCUCUCCCUGAAUCAGGUAAAGAGGGGAUCCUCAGAUGCCAUCCGGACCUUGCUGGAAGGGAUCUCAAAAGCGGCACUUUGACCAGAGAGUCUCAGGAGGAGCAGGCUGGAGCCGGCAUGGACGCGCUGAGCUCCUCGGAAGCUGCGCGCAUGGCGCGCCUGAACGAGGAGUACAAGAAGCGCUUUGGGUUCCCUUUUGUCAUUUGCGCGCGGAUAAACGACAAGGCGGCCAUCCUGCAGCAGCUGUCCGCGCGCUGCCAGAACGAGCUCGCUGUAGAAAGGGCGCGCGGUAUCGAGGAGGUGAAGAAGAUCUGCCACCUGCGCAUCAACACCUUGCUGCUUUCUGACGGAACGUUCAAGUUAUGAACUGAAAGAGACGCGCGCACCUCUGUGCCAAACCCCAAUACUGCUGUCAGACGUGUUGUAUUCUUUAUUUCAAAUAUAUAAGUUGAGUUUUUAAUGAAAUAUCAAUAUGUUAAACGUAAUAUAGAACAAUAAAGCUGAUUCACAUUUGAGAAA